AUGGAGGAGAUCGGUGCCAGUGACAGGUGGAUGAUCUACUCCGGCAGUCUCAUUGGAUCUUUUCGUCACCAUGAUAUCACGCCAUGGGACGAUGAUGUGGAUGUUUUGGUGGACUUGAGUGUUAAAACUGCGCUAUGGCGACAAAUUCAGAAGCUAAAACCCCAAAUCUACAUAAAUAGCGCUGGACUCAGAGACAAGAUUUACGCAAAACUGAUUGAACCGAACAACACACUGCAGGAUGUUGAUGGUAGUCGCAGGCUAGGUGCUCAUCCCUGGGGUUGGCCCUACGUGGACAUCGGAUACUACAGUUCUAACGCUACCCACAUCAGGGAGCUGGCCCGAUCCUAUGGUCGAACAUAUAUCUACGCAAAGACUGAUGUAUUCCCACUGCUUUUAAGACCAUUCUACACGCAGUGGGUUCCGGCGCCAAGAAACACGUUUGCUUUUCUGCAACAGUCCUACCCCGACAAUAUCCACUGCUCUGCCCUCGGCUAUUUUCAUCCCCUGGAAAUCCAUACGAAAGGCCACACACUGCCGUGUACUGAAUUGGCGGACCGAUAUGCCUUCGUUGAGCGCGUAUCUUUUAACAACUCAUUACAGAAAGUGAGUGAUAGUUCAAAUGAUUUGGACUGGGUCCGCGAACGACUGAUUCGCGGCGGCGAGGUGAUACAUGAAAUUGACUUGGUCGCGCCUCAACGGGAAGGCUUCGUAGAUACCUACGUGCUACAGAUGAGGCCGCAAGAGUGAUUCAGAGAGCACUCUUUGACAGAGAUUCUAACUGUUGUUGCACCAAUGGCUGCAGUGUACACUGACUAUUUGUUGGGUUCUGGAAAACGUGUUAUGUACCGUACAGGUUUUAACAUUAUCGAGAGUUUAAUAAAAUUUGCGAAGAGUUGUAUGGUGGACUGGAUGAAAAGCGCAAUGUAAUUUAUCAAAAAGGUAGGAAAUGCGCAUGAAAUUUACUAUAACAAACUUUUUUGUCUCAGGCAUAAUUCAUGCUUUGAAGGAUUUUAAAUGUGAAAGUAUUGUAACCCAAACGUGGAUUUAGAAUUUUACAUGUUCAGACAUUUGUCUACCCGGAACUGUUAUGAUGCGCUGAAUUCCUUCGUUAUGUACCCUCCAUUUUGGCAAGCCGAGGGUUUGCAGCACUUUCAGCCGUCUAUCUUUGUCACAUCUAUACCUGGUGCCUGCUUUAUGGCAGUAUGGCUGAUGGAAGGGGUGAGCCGACUCUCUAUUGGCUCAAUGAUCCCGGGUUUGUCAUUAGUGUCUAAGGUGUCAGCCACACAAUCUUGGCCUUCACAAUGUCCAACUGUGUAAGUCUUUUGGUUAAUUAGCAGGUCGCCCAUUCGAAUCAUAAUGUAAGGCCAGUCUGCUUGGCGAACCCGUGCAUUACGGUGUUUGGACUGAAAGAUAGGUCGGCGCUCUUUAGGGAUACGUUCACGAGGUCAGUGUUUCGUGUCAUGGAACCACACACGGUUGGUCUUUACUUAUAUACGCAAGGCGGUUUGGAGUUUAUUUGAAUUAUGUCGUUGCCAUGCCGUCCCUUACUUCAUAUUCGGCGGCGAGAUUUAGUCUAGGCAAGGAGAAAGGGCGAAUAGCCAAUGUCCCCGGUAUAUAUCUCGUCGUUCCAUUCACACAACAGUCUACAUGGAUGACGAACCCCGGUAGUCAACCCCUCGGCAGUGAGCUAUUAGCGUCGGAGCCGAUUAUCCUGACUAACCUACAAGCGCAUAGCGACGGCAUGCAACGGCCCAGAAACUGCAUCCUUUAAAUAAUGCAACAACUGGGCGAUAUACCAUCCUCAUCUACUCCGUCUCUGAUGAUUGAUUAGAGUGAGAAUCCGAAUUGUCAGGCUAAUAAAGCUCUUAUCCCAGCGAUUGUGUCUCCUUCUUCAAGACUACUUCCUGGGACUCGUCUUUAUCGCCUCUAUUGGUUAUGAGUAUGGAUGACUUUAUAGCACUUGAGACACCUAUAAAUACUGCCAAUUUUGUAUAUUUUCAUUCCUCCGUGUAAAUGUAUUGACCUGACGAAGAAUUAUCGAAAAAAACAUAUUUGCCAACUUGACUUUUAAAGUGUAACAUGGAUAUAGUUGCGGAACGUAGACAUUUUUGAGGAGUUAAUCAUUCCCGGUGGUCGUUGUUUUGGUCAAACACUAGUAACGUAAUAUCAGCACCUGGCCCCGAAUGACGAUCGUGCGCACUACGCGCACUUUACCUACAGCGUUCACACCCCACCUCCACCAAUCUCCCACAACCUAAAAUGACCACAAGACGCGGACUGCGGCAUGCGGGCGGCGUGGAAGCGAGUGUGAUGAACAAGAGAGAGACUUAAAAACCCUGUCCAAUACUAGCAUGCCCAUUCUCCAUGCAAUCGUUAUGACCCAACGAAUAGCUGGAAGCACACGUUUCCUAACUUGACUCUGGUAAUUAACCGGCAAGGAUUAGGUAUAUGCUGUGGGCAGAGGAAUGCCAGAUGUUGUUCGACAUAUUCACCAGAUUGUUAGCAAACCUGUUUUACUGGCUGACGUAUUUAUUCCGCGUACCAUUACUUCGAAAAUUAUUUUACAACCGGAAUACCCUUAUCGUCGGAUUUUUUAAUCGUGCGUAAGACAGCCAACCACUGUAGAGAUUUCAGCAGUACCUCAAGGUAGUACAGGGAAGCAAAUGUCAUCUUCCCGUCGAAGGGCGGGGGAAGUGGUUAAGACCCCGUCGCGGUUGGCCGGUCUGGCGGCUCUAUUUCUUCCUCGUCGAGGAAGCUUAUUGUCGGACUGUCCGAGCGACCUUCAUAACUUCUGUGUGGUCCUCUCAUCGUGAACUUUGUAAACGUAAUGGUGCGCGAUUUCGUAAUCUGCAAAAAUGGCCCUGGUGAAUAGUAAUAGAGUUGUCAGCUGAGCACCACGCCCUAAGUGUUAACUGCUCUGCCUUCGAAUUGUCCUGACCUCUGAUGGUACCUCCUUGAGGAUGGAAAAUAUGGCCAGUUUCUCCAAACACCGCUGAAAAUUGAGACUUUGUGUCUUGCUUCCGAGAUGUCGAGAUGCCGCCAAAGAACACCAAAUUUUCACCUGGGGUCGGUGGGCUAUGCAUAAUGCGACGGGUCGUAACAGUCGGGAGACCGCCUCGGAGACCACUUUAAUAAAGGAAAUGGCUUUCCAGACCUCUUGUCUUCACUGCUUUUGCCGUUGUCUACCCGCUUGGUGCGCGUUUUUCUCAAUAAAAUGAAUUAGAUAGCCAUUAACUGUGAAGAGGACUGGAAGGUGUUGUCGUUCAACCGUUUUGUCCAUUAGGGUGUUGCAAUUUAUUUCAGUACGGACACGGCUACGUUUGUGAGACGGAGGGUAGUUGCUGUUGAAAAGCCGUACUUGUAUCGUGUCGUUGGCUUUUCUGAAUAAUGAAGUCUCAUACGAACACAUCCACUAGCAGCGUACCUGCGAGACAAUCGAAAGGCGAAACAUAGUUUGGGACGUCCGCAUUCUGCGAUUUUUAAUCAACAAAUCCCAACUAUGACAUUAUGAUCAACAGCAGAUCGUGUCAGCCGGCAGUGUUCGACAAACUUUAAUCAACUUGCAUGUCUUCCCUGCUUAAUGCCAACAAAUAUCCAAAAAACCAAGCACUUAGACGCUUUUGUGAACAACUGCUGAGUGACCAGGAUACUUGUUCACGAUGAGAUAUCACAUGAUCUGUGAACGAAGGUCUAGUCGGUUUUAAGCAGUCGGAUAGAUGGCCGUUUGAUGUGAGCUUCUGAAUGAGCGAAAACGAAUAGUCGAAAACGAACGCUUGCACACUAUGACUUCUUAAAUGAGCUCCGACGAAACCAUUUUUUCUAACGGAAAUAUGGACAUUCUUAGCGAAUUCGCCACAUUGACUCAGUCUUUUGUCUAUAUUUUUUACAAGGUACGGGCAGUGAAAUGCAAAAAUAGCAACCCAAUCUCCCCAGCCAUUUAAAUACGCAGUUCAUUCUUCCAUCCAAAUUGCGGAAUAGAAUUUUAUAAUCCGGAUUUAAUUAACGGGGCACUCGAAUGAACGCUUCUGAUUAGCAGUAAACUUAUCAAAAAACACAAUAAAGCAUAAUACUCGAAAGCUUUUCGUUAUGAAUAGACUAGCAUUUGUGAUAUAACCACAAAGUGAUGAUCAGAUAAUCACUCGCUUUACUCCUCACGUAUGUAAUAUAUCCAUGUAGUACCUACUCGACCGAUUCUCGGUGCCGUCUUAAUCACAUGGAUCAACAUGACUAUGCGGCUUCUUUUUGCCAACAACGCGGCAUUUAUAGAAUGAGCUUAUUCAUUAUGACGAAGCACCAUUGCACAUUAUGUUCUUUCGUAAUUCUUAUAACAUAACUUGACUACAGUCUGUGUUUUAGCCGUGGAGCAGUUUAUGCAUUAAUCGAAACAUGGGCCUCGUAGAAAUCUGGUGGAUUUUAGACGGAGUUUUCACACAUGGGCAUCAUGAAAAAGAGGACUUUCGUUGUAGGCCCAGGUGAAUAUAAAUUCGGACGGCUACAUAUUGCGAGGUGUAAAUAUAAAACAGCAAAUAAGCCAUCCGGGAUUAAGAGCACAUCACAUUUAUGCUACUAAGCAAACGCAGAACGAUACUUUUGGACAUGUAUUCUAUAAAAUGCUUUUGAAUUUAUAAGAACAUCAACAAUCAUUGAAGUGAGUAUUUACUGUUUUCCCAACGCCGGCUUUGCAGAAACAUUGAGAGUUCAGUUAAAAGUCGGAAUCCUGGAGCGAAUGAAUUAUUUUGGGAUUGUGUCGUCCAAUAUUCUAUAGAACAACCUAAUAUAAUUUAUACUUUCGGUCAAAAAUUUAUUUUACGCUUUCGGCCAACGUUUAAUGAGAUCCGCCAGACAAUGCGUGCGUGCACUUUGUACUCUGUUAAAAUGUUGCCGCCGCACAUCACCUAGAGUAUUUCGUAGUCUUGUGCAAGUGGAAGGCCAUUGUCACAGUGGAGAAUGCUCUUCCGAACUGCAUGUCGGCCGUCCAGGAAAUGAUUAUCCCAGAUUAAAAUUCCUAAUUAUGAAAACUGCGUCAAAACGUUGCGCUAGAGACCCUCAUUUUCCUUUUUUAUUCGCUGAUUAUAUACAUAGAUAAGAUGAAUUUGUGGGGAGACCGAGUUCAAUUGCCGUUUAAAGUUGUCUUUCGCGUCCCGACGUAAGAUGGCAAAGGUGUCGUCCACGUAGCGCAUCCAGAACUUCGGCUUGUAGGACUGGAAGAUUCAAGCUACCAGUUCCUGCAUGAUCGCCUCAGCCAGAUAGCCGGAAAUCGGGGACCCCAUUGGGGUUCCCUGGAUUUGCUCGUAAAUUUGACCAUUAAAAUUGAAAUAAGUGCGUAGGCGGUAGUCCGGCAGUUGCAUCACGUGCUUCAGCUUUAACGGGUUCCCCUCUCCGUCGUACUUUCUCCCCAGUAGGUCACUGAUCACUUCCAUGGCCAAUUAUUUCUGGAUGGAGAUGAAUAGAGAGACGACGUCAAAGGAUAGUCUCACCUCGUCGGGGGCUAUUACAACCCCUUUGAGUUUUUCCAGGUAGUGUGUUAAAGAUACGACGGUGUGUUCUGAGCCAUCCGUCAGUCUCUUUUAAUGCUUGGUGAGCCAUUUAGCCAGUCCGUAGAUAGGCGUGCCUUUCAGCGCUACAAUGGGUCGUAGGGGAUUAUUCGGAUUGUGGAUUUUCGGCAGACCAUAGAAACGCGCUAGGGCAGCGUCUUGCGGUUUCAUCUCUCUCCGAUCUUUCUCGGAUAUUAACUUUUGGUUCCUCAUUUGGUUCAGGCUCUUGUUAAUUUCGCCUACCAGUGUUUUCAUUGGGUCGGUGUCAACGACCUAGUAUGACUGGUUGUCGUUCAGUAGCUCUUGGGCUUUCGUCACGUACUCUGACUUGUCUAGGACCACGGUUGCCCGACCUUUGUCCGCUGGAACAAUGAUAAUUCCUUCGUCAUUCCUUACUUCCCUUAUGGCCUUGAGCUCCGCUGAGGCGAUGGUUCGGCGUGGCCUAUGGGCUAUGAUGAGGGAUGCGACUCGUUGGUGAAUCGCGUUCUUGGAGUCUUCUGCGGCAUCCGUUUUUGACAGGGCCACUUCUAGUGCAGCGAUAAAAUCUACUGGCUGUGCGUCUCCUGUGUUGUAGUCGGAUUCAUGUUGAAGCAAGUUAAUUUGGUCGUCUGUCAGCUGUUUAGAUGAGAGGUUGUGGACGGCUGACGGUUCGCGCACGGGUGCUUGUGCUUGUUUUAGGUUACGCACUGGGUCUUCUUCUUGUCUGGCUCCUCGUUUACCUUAAUCAAGAUCCAGCUCUUCAGGUUUCCCAUUGUUUGCUCGUCCAGGUAUGCUGCACAUGUCGCUUUCUUACUUUCGAUUUCCCUGUCGUAUUUCCGCAGACAAAUGUGACAUUAUUUGAUGAAGGCCCUCAGUAGGCGUCGGCUGCAGCUCCAGGCGACCUCGAGGCCUAAGUCAGUUCUAGCUGGUGGUCUUAAAGAAACGCUCCUUGGCAUAAUAUCCGACCUCAGGCAGAUGUACAGAAAGGCCAAUUGGACCCAUGUAGAUCCCUGUCUACAGGAAUAUAUUGCCCAGUAUCGCGCUCGAUGAAUCGCUUCGCGCCCGGAAGUCUCAGGGAUAUAAACGAAAAGGCUGACCCCAGGUGUAGAAAUGGAAAAAGGAGAUAAGGCAUUCUCGGGGGAGGAAGAUUUACUCAUCUGACGUUUCUUACUCGUACUCGAGCACAUCAACGGAGACAGGCCAAAUGAGAAAUACAUGGUUUAAAUGGGCCAUUCGCGCUCCCGCCUGAUAGGUCGAUACCGCUCGCCUCUUAUUGGCCUUCCUCUCGCGCGCAAGUGGUGCCUGAUGGCCUCUUAUGGCGCUGGUAGAUCAAUACUGCGGUUAAUCGAGUUGGCAUCUGAUUGCCAGGCUUCGAUUACUUCUCUUGCCAGCUUGCUUUCGGCUCGGCCGAGCACUUGGGCACCGCCAAAGUCGAACACGUGAUUAUUUUCUAGGCUGUGCAUGACGACGUGCGAGCGUACAUCCUUUCGAUUUACGGCUAAGGCGUGCUCAUGCACGCGCGUGCGCAGUCGUUUGUCCGUCAUGCCACAGUAGUUGGCCAGACACUCUAGACAUUUGACGCGAUAAAUGACGGCUGACGUGUCUGCAGGCGGUAGCCGGUCCUUGGGUAGCAUGAGUAAGCAGCGGAUGGUGGCCUCCGUUCGGUGUACAACGCCCACGCUUAAUGGCCUGAGCAUGCGCUCAGUGGCUUCGGAGACCUUUCUCACGUAAGGCAGGACAAGGAAGGUUGCAGGAAUUUGCGUGUUCUCACGGUCGGCCCUCGUAUGUCUUUGGCAUAAGCAUUUGUUUACGAAACUGCGCGGAUAUCCAUUGGCCAGGAAGAGGUGCUAUAGGGUAUCACGCUGUUGUAGUGGAGAAUUUUCUCCGUGUUUGUCGCUUUUCGAAAGACACCAGUCUGGAGGGUUUCGUCUUCUUGCAUCGUUACCUGAACGUCGAGGAAAGGAAGCACUCCGUCUUUUUCUUCCUCCAUGGUAAAUUGAAUUUGUGGGAAGACCGAGUUAAAUUGCCGUUUAACGUCGUCUUUCACGUCCCGGCGUAAGAUGGCAAAGGUGUCGUCCACGUAGGUCAUCCAGAACUUAGGCUUUUAGGACUGAAAGACGCGAGCUACCAGUUCCUGCCUGACCGCCUCAGCCAGAUAGCCCGAAAUCGGGGAACCCAUUGGGGUUCCCUGGAUUUGCUCGUAAAUUUGACCAUUAAAAUUGAAGUAAGUGCGUAAGCAGUAAUCCGGUAGUUCCAUCACGGGGAUAAGGGGGGGAAGGGCCUUUGGCAGGAGAACGCAGAUUAAGCAGUUAUGGUUUGUGGACAAUUUAAAAUGCACAAUGAAUAAUUCCCGAUGAGAUGGAUAAAUAAAUGCCAACAGGAAUUAGCGAAAGUUGAUGUCGCCUGCUAGUUUGACUGGAGUCUAACAGUCACGUGUAAAGGUGGUGUGAUUGUAACGGUCUUUUUCAAAAGCAAAUCGUCAUAUAAUCAUGUUGUAAAGUACACAAACAGGACAACUACGGACCACAGCGGGAUUGGGCAUUGUUUUAGCAAUCAUUUAGGCAUAAAAAUAACCCAAGUCAUAGUGGCAAUCCGCCGCCGUUCGUAAUUUUUGUCAGCAAAUAUGACUUCGCACACCGUUCACUGAAGCCAUACAAAACUAAUUUUACUUCGCGAGGCGUGCAUGGAAAUGCCGGCUUUCAUAUUCGGACAGCAUAGCAAGCUGUUUUACACCUAGCAUAUCUGCGUAACUGCUGUCCCACCAGGCAUAUUUUACUGAGGUUAGGUGAGUAUGCACCACCUAACUGAACAUCGCAUCUACCAAUGGCGCAGUGAGAAGUAAUUCCCUGAACAAUUAUAUUAAGCAAAACCACAGCUAUAUGUCAUCAAAUGAUCUUGAAUUUUUGUAAAAUAUAUUUGCGAAAAGACGGAGGAACAAGAAACGAGUGUCUGAACCACUGUUGGAAGGCGCUGCGGCAAAGUUAUACAAGUAUUACUGGAGAAACUAUGAACAAAUACGCUAAGAAUCAACUGGAAGGCACCGUUAUAAAGAAAGAGAAACUUAAGCGUAACCUGUGUCAACGCGCAGCCUUACGCGACACACUGGCGUAGGAGGAAAGACAAGAAUAAGGCAGCUAGACGCAGUCGAUGCGAAGAAAACGCAGAGAGGCAUAGAAUUCUGCGUUUCUUUAAACAGUGCAUGAAAUGAAACCACAAAUUCGACCUCCGAAAGAUCCCUGUCUGUACGUACACAACCGAUAUUAUAUGAUCCUUAAUAAAACAUCAUUUAAAGUAUGAUCACUUGGUCCCCAGUUUUGCCUGCCCGUCGAAAAGUUAAUCAGUUGGAAUUAGAAACCUAGUUCGUGAACCUCUGAAACCAAGCCAGCGCUCAUUUGCUUUCGUCCAACAUUCUCGAUCGACACUGGUAAAUUGCAGUUUUCAAUACCUAAAAAGGCGCCAAAAGGUCAGGGAUUUCUGACAAAAGCACGUUUGAGUUUUCAACAUCACCAUCGAGCGUUUCAGAAGAGCAAUUGGCACAUGCAUUUACACAUGCUUUCGAUAAAUUCUGAUCGGGCCAGUACAUUUAUGCUGGAACGAGGUACAAACUGACACGUGUGAGCGAUUCUAACAAUCGAUUACGGGUUUGAGAAUACGAGGAGGGCGCAGGCGAGGUACUAAGUGACAGUGAGAGUUAGGUAGCGUCGUGUCACAUGGGAGAGGACAAGGGCGCGGAGACAUGCAUACAGUUAAUCGGACCUUGCCCAAGGUAGCCGCAGAGCUUGCAGGAAGUUCUGCGCGCACAGGACCGACCUCCGUAGUCUGAGAACAGUCGCUUCUGCUGUUGCUAGCAAGCGCUGACCCAGUCCCUUAGGAUAGGUGGAAUCUUGUAAAUGCCACGGAAAGCUUCGUUGUGCUCUACACGAUGCCCAGAAUCAAAGAUGUGCGCAAGGAUGGAGCUGUGUGUGCUCUUAUCUUCAAAAGGUCCGCCAUUAUCAGUAAACCAUGGUUCUCGCAGUCUGAUAUGCGCUAGCAGUUCCCUGACAAUUGCUCCCGCUGGGUAUACAGGUAUUGGGUAUGACUGUCCAACCAUCAUCCCUUUCCUGCUGACUGCUGUUGGGGUGUUGCUGAUGUUUUUGGUGAAAAGUCCUGGUGUAGUGUAUGUUGUGGGCCAGGUGGAAUGGUUGCACGCCUAGCUAUGGGUCCGGCUGUGUCAGCCACCCACGCCCUUCCCCGCUUCCGGUCCUCUUGACUCUGUCUUGGCACCGAGUCCAGGAGAGGAGUGGCGAAUACAGAAUGCGGUACAUGUUGCGCAAGUCUACUGUCAUGAUAAGUGGAUUCGCGUGAAAGUCGCGUACCUGCUGCACCCAGCUGUGUAGCACACGGUGGACGACAUCGUAGUCGGCGGCCGAACUGUCUUAUGCUCUUUACUCCACCUUUCCUCAUCCAUGCCGGCAGACGUCCUCGCCGACUAGUAAGAUCAGUAUAGUCUGCUCCACAAAGGUAAGUAAAGGAGUAAAUGCACAUGGGGGUGGUCUCAGCUAAUAGUCUGUCAUACCUUCUCGGCCUAAGACGGGGUUGGUCGAAAACACUACUUGAACUCUUGCUGCUGGGAUGGUCCGUGAAACAACUUGUUCAAGGCGCCUUCUCAUGAGUCCAUUUGCGGCGUCCUCUUGCUGAGCGAUCGAAAAAACCCACAGCACUGACUACCAAAAAGACAACGCUAUUUCUGAAAGUCCGUUGUUUAGGGGGGAGGGGUGGGGCUCUGCGAAUGGACUCUUUAUAAGACGCCUUGGUUAGCCUGUCUGUCAAACCUUCCUCGCAGUAAAUGUUAUAAUACUAUUCUCUACCAGAUCUAUUCCAGUCGGCCAUUGUAAAAGUGGGUCGCAUACCUUUACAACAUCAAUGUGCACCGCCUCCUUCACGCCCUCCUACAGAGCAGGUUGUAUUAAUUGCACGAGUCGUCGCCUAUCCUAGCGGAUGUGAGAACACCUCCAGGUAUGGCAGGAGAAAGGCGAAACUAGGAGCGUAAUCAGCGACAUUCGCCUGUAUGAUCUUGAUCCCGGGCAUCGUCUGUACUCCAGUGAAUCUUUUCGCAUGACUUAUAAUGUCACAUCAAGCGACUUUAAACUACUAGGAUAGCACCCAUUAGCAACAACAGAAGUGUCAGCCGUUGGAAUAUAUUCGGGCAAUUGCCUAUGCUAAUACAUGUCCUAGAUUCUGGUUACGCAUCUGAGCGACUUCUUAAUUGAAAGGAUAGUAAUUUGCUCGCGAGAGUUUUAAUAAACAGAUUUAGCCGAACUUGAAAAUUUAUUUUUGUCCGAUAUUAACCAUGAGGAUCAACCUCCCAACACAAAAGGUUACUUUAAGAAAACCAGAAGUUUUAUCAAUUCCUAUACGUCAAAUUAGGGUAUCUGUGCGAUUGUGGGCCCUAAAGUGCAGUAAUAACGCAGAUUGCGACCACUUGGAUUAAAUGGGAUGAAGUAGUUUUACCGUUUGGAUAAUUUUACUUGAUGUCACAUAAAUGACCACCACCGAAUGAUCACUUCUAGCCUUAAACAUCUGAAACACCACUUGUCGUGUAGCUUAGCUUCUGUGUAUACUUGAUUCAGAAAUAGAACGAGCAAAACAACAAUAGUUGCAUUACAAGAUCAGUAUUUAUAUGGGAUUUCAUAAUCGAUAAGCGGUGUCUAAAAGUAAGUAAAAACAGUAGAAAUGGCCUUAGCGUAGAUAGAAAGGCAUGCUCUUACGCUAACGAUAGAGAAAUAUUAGCAUUGUUUCGGAGCGCGAAAGAAACGGUCAAAUUUUUACUUGGCCUCCACGUGCAAAAAUGCAAAGUACACAGAUAUCCGUCAACAGAGUGCAUUAAUAAAUCACGUCUUAAAGAAUUAACUUAUUAGAGAAAGUUUUUCUAUUGAUCAAAGACAUAUUCGUCGCUGACUUUCGUUGUGGACAGCCAUUUAUCUUGAAAAUGAAGUUUUAUGUUUGAAUGAGUCUUAACACGUGAAGAAACGACCAUCUUCGUGAAAAGGGGCGUUCAAUCACUCAUUAAUUCGGUCAAUGUCUUCAAGAAUAAUCGUGCCCUAAAAUUCUCAACAGACAGGUAAUUCGGAAUCUGUUCUUAUGGACGAUCGGGUAAAAACACUGAAAACCGUGAAGUAUUCAGCAAUAUUUCGAGGCCGAUCUGAAACUCAACGUAAUCAAAAACGAACAAAAAGGGCAAUUUAAUUUAACGGAAGAAAAGUUCUCUCUGUAAAUAGAAAAUGGUAGGGUAAAGAAAGAGCAUAAAAUCAUCGAAAGUCUUUUUCGCCAGAACGGGUAUCGUGAUUGAUGAAUUGCUAAGAUCAUGGCCGAAAGACUGCAAAAGUCGCCGACCCUGACGUCAAGCAAGAAAAGGCUCUUCAUCAGGGUCCCACUUUAGGAGGAUGCCCCAAGUGAACUUUUAAGAAGACGCUUAACUCAAGCUGCAUCACAGACCUUGCCAGCAGCUGACACCCGCGCACUGUUCUCUAACAGUCCCCUCCUAUACGGAGAGGGCAAGGAUAAACUACCAGCUCAGACCACCUCUACGUGUAUUUACUCCUUCACCUGCUCCCCUGGAGCAGAAUAUAUUGGCCGCACGAGGCGGCGUUCAUCCAAAAGAAUAAAAGAACAUCUUCCAGCAAGGCUAGGAAAGGCUCAUAUGAACGGCUUGAUUCUCGCUCACAUGGUGGACACAGACGACCGUGUAGACGCCAGAGAGGCCUUCAGAGUUAUUUACAAAGUCCCAUUAAGCUAUCCAAAAUGAUUUGGGCGGCGCUUGUUGGUUACGGCAGAUGCGGCUACAAUCAGGCUACGCGGACCGGUCCUAUGCGCACAGAAGAACUUUAUACAGGUCCCACAUUUGCCAUGGUUUAAAGCCAGCAAGCCAGAUACCCGCAUGUAAUUAAAUUCACCGGGACACACCUUCUCCCUGACGCUGACUGGAUUUGUGGUGCUUUAAUAUCCCCCUCCAACCCCUCCCAAAACCCGAGCUACAGCUAAAUUAUUUACUUGCCCGUGUCUUUUUCAUUACUUCGGUAUAAAUAUAAAUUUACAGGCCUGAAGAGACUUUAUUGAAAGCAGAUGAAUGCUCGCCAAACUGCCUUUAGAAAAUGGUAUGUUUACGAUCACGCCUGUCAGUUCUAUUUUUAUUUAUUAGGCACCGACCGGUCUCUUGGUAUGUUAUCUUAUGAAAAGCUUUAAUCCUACGACAUCCGCAUCGGUGAAAUCAAUAAAAAUCCAGCUUAUAUGGUUGAAAAUUAUUUCAUUUACUUCAAGCGAGUCAAAACUUAAACGAAUCAUAGGAAAACUCUUUUGGAAUCUUCACUCAGAAUGUAGGCAGUUGUCAAACCGUCAUACAUGAAAUCACACUAAAGGGUGUUUGGAUGUACACUUAUAAAAACAAUACGACUAGACGUGAUGUUACAUCUGCUUUCCUAUUUCCUAGGUUUUUAGUAUAGGAAUACAUUCUGCACAUAUAAGAACGUAGUUUACUAAGUUAGAGCCAUUUCUGACGUUUUCGGGAUUUUGCGCUUCUCAAAAUAAAUGGGCAUUUCUAAACAACGCAACACUGCCUUUAAUCUUUAAUUUAUUUUUUAAAGUCUUUAAAACUUAUUUGAGGGAAACGUCGGUGUUGCAUCUUCGAAACCCCCAUAUGUUACAAGAAAGGAAAGCAUAUCAAAAUGUCGGAAAACUGAAACAAUUACGGGGUUUGCGCCUGAGAAUUCGACAGCAGAUUUCCUUACUGAUUCGAAAUACAAAGUAUCACUUGCUGCCAAAACUGACGUUAAAUAAAGCAGAACGGUUGUUAAAAACAAAUUAUCCCAGGAUAACUGUCGAUUUAACACAAAAAAUCUCAUUUGGAAAUUCGUCUGACAAAACGAACAAAAACAUGUAAGCAAUGAAUGUGUUCUGAAGGCAGUUCUUACCCCGAUGAUUGUGCUUCAAUUUAUUUAACCUCCAAACACAUAAUAUAUUUUCUGAUCGAAAAGCGCCUGCAAAGUAGACAUCGAGAUUCGAAAAUAAAAACGAAUCAAGCUAACUAAUUCGAAUUUUUUGAACCCUGCUUCGUAGACAGCGGAUGUGCAUCACCAGUCAGGCAAGCCAUAAACUUGAAUGUAUGAUAUUUUGCGCGGCCUUAUCUUCAGGGGUCCUGUUUCACACGUAAAGCAAACACUCUAGCACUGUGUCCCAAGCGUCAAAAACCGUGAUCUGUCCCAUUAGCCAAAAACAGUGCAGGUAGAGGUUUUCAUCAGUAAAAAGAUGAGCAGGUGGCGAGCGUACGUAGUGUUCGAUAAAUUCCCUACUGAUUCCCAACACUUUCGUAACUUGAGAUAUAUCUUAUUUUAAAGAUGUAAAACUAUUCUUUCUUGGGCCCAUUUUGUAAUACAACACGUCGUGCUAGAAUUCUAUGCUUAGAAGGAUGUCUGUCAUUUAUUUUAAUAAACUCUGUAAUUAUAAAAUUUAGAACAUCACUAGAUGCAUAUUAAUAAAAGAUUUUAUCUUGCCGUUUAUUAACGUUUAUCGUGAAAUAUGCAACAUCGUCCAUCUUAACUAUGGAAUCUGACAAGUCAUGCAUGGCACCCUUUGACUGCAUAAAACGAUAAGCUAUUAGUUGACGUAUGUUUAACUUUUAAGUUGAUCAGUAGUGGGUGCCUUGCAAUCCUGCGUUGUGGGCGUUCGAACGGUUUAACGGGUAAGUUUUCUGUUUUACGCAGUAUGUAAAUAUAUCUUAAUCCGUUCUCUGAAUAAAAAUGAACAUCCGAUAACGCAAUAGUUAUUAAGACAGUUCAACAAGAAAUGUGUAAACAAACUGACAGUCCUUGGACGUCGCCAACAAGCAUGUUUAUUAAACCGCUGAUUAAUAGUUGGUAUCCUCACGGCGAUUAAAGAGUCAUAAACAACAUUAACAUUCCAAAAUGAUGUCCGUUUCGUCGCCUUGAAGACUUUGCCGGAGCUCUCUUUGGAAGGACCGUUUUCUCGACGGUCAACUUGGGUCAGACAUUUAACCGGACUCCAGCACUACUCAGGAAGUGCGUGGAGCGGCCCUACCAGUUCCUUUUGGUUUGCUCAAGUUUGUUUGCAUGGCGAUUAAUCUACGAAACGAGUCACAUACAUCCCACUAUAUCAUUUAUCACGUAUUAUGCGAUCUCUCUUAUUUCUGUUCAGUCAUAUAUGUAACAAACAAAGGUAAGCGUAUCAAAAAGUGGGAAAACUGAAAAAUCAAGCAGCUAUAGGAGAACUAUCGAAACUUUACAGUAAAAACAACCACAGUCUUGUAAACACGGCACUAUUAAAUGCACUGUUCAGUAGUUGGUACACACACAAUAGUGUCGUAUAAAAUUGGUGCUAUAUAGAUUAUCUGAAGGGAGCCGAAAUGAGUGUCAGUUUUUACCCACAACAAAAUUGACGAAAUAGGUAAAUUGACAAAGCAAACUCUACUAAAAUAUAGACAGUAGCAUCGUAUACACAAAUAAGUGUUCGGACAGAGAAUUAAGAUGAUGUGGUAUUUGGAUGCAUAGUGGUAUACUAAUUCAGUUUGCCUUAUAAAACUUGACGAAUGUGCACCUAUCAAUAUCCUACCCAUACAAACGAGGAUGUGAGUUUAUAGGAACUAGUUGAUAGGAAGAAGAAGAAGAAGAAGAAGCGGAAAAAGAAGAAGAAAAAGAAGAAGAAGAAGAAGAAGGGGAAGAAGAAGAAGAAGCAGAAGAAGAAGAAGAAGAAAAAGCAGAAAAACAAGAAAAACAAGAACAAGAAGAAGAAGAAGAAGAAGAAGAAGAAGAAGAAGAAGCGGAAGAAGCGAAAGAAGAAAAAGAAGAACAACAAGAAGAACAAGAAGAACAAGAACAAGAGCAAGAAGAAGAAGAAAAAGAAGAAGAAGAAGAAGCGGGAAAAAAAGAAAGAAGACUUGGAAGAAGAAGAAGAAGAAGUAGAAGAAGAAAAAGAAGAAGAAGCGGAAGAAGCGGAAGAAGAAAAAAAAGAAGACGAAGAAGCGUAAUAAGCGAAAUAAGCGGAAGACGUGGAAGAAGAAAAAGAAGAAGAAGGCGGAGAAGAAGAAGAACAAAGACAAGAAGAAGAAGAAGAAAUAAAAGAAGAAGAAGAAGAAGAAUAAAAAGAAGAAGAAGAAGAGAAGGAAGAAGAAGAAGCGGGAAAAGAUGUGAGAAGAAGAGAAGCGGAAGAAGAAAAAGAAGAAAAAGAAGAAGAAGAUAAUGCUGAUGCUGAUGAUGAUGAUGAUGAUGAUGAUGAUUAUGAUGAUGAUGAUGAUGAUGAUGAUGAUGAUGAUGAUGAUGAUGAUGAUGAUGAUGAUGAUGAUGAUGAUGAUGAUGAUGAUGAGAUUAUUCACUAA
Spirometra erinaceieuropaei is the source of this 15876-nucleotide messenger RNA. The record is from the annotation of a GenBank genome assembly. NCBI's taxonomy places the organism in Eukaryota, Metazoa, Platyhelminthes, Cestoda, Diphyllobothriidea, Diphyllobothriidae.